AUCUAGAAUUUUUUUUGAGAUAUUGUAGUGUUCUCUUCGACAAUAAUCCAUGCUGAAUUUAUUGAUGAUAUAUGGUCAAAUGAAAAAAAAGCAUUUAUUCAUAUCUUAAAAACUGAAGAGCUAGUUCGCGUAUAUACAGACAGACGUACAUAGCUAACCCUGUACAGAGUAUGAAAAGGAGGUUGAAUGAAAACAAAAAAAUUGUCUAAACUAUUCCCUAUGACAUACGUAAUUACAUACUCCACACAUUCGCCGUUAUUUUAAUUUCCUUUCAAAGAAAUUAUUCAUUAACACCUUCAAAGUCAAAUUGUCUGUUUAUUUAUUUGUAAAUAAACAAAGUGUUACUACAUGCUAAUAAUUAUAAUAAUAAUAUUAUUAUUUAAAACUUAAGCAAUUAAAUAAGAGACAUCUAAUGAGACCAAACGCGCAUUCUACGCUUAAGGAAACACACACUUCCACACACUUGCCCACAACAGUGAAAAUGGUUGAAGAAGCGAUACUCGCACUAAAUACCCGCCGCGGCUUCUCGUUACAUAGGCUGAAGAAGUACAUUUGCGACAAAUAUCAGCUUGAAUUGAAUCCACAACGGAAUAGCUUGAUCAGAAAUUAUUUACGUGCACAAUUGGCCAAUGACACGCUAAUAAAUGUGACCGGUAAAGGUUUAACUGGUAGCCUGCGAGUAACAGCGAAAGGGAAGAAGAACUCCAGCAACAUUAUUGCUACUGAAAUGCAAAAGAGUAUAGGAGGGAACGGUAGCACGGAUGUGACCUUCGCUGCAGCUAAACGCAAGAAAGCUCUAGGCAAAACAAAGAGCGCCAACAAGUCAACAAGUGGCUCGCAAGAAAGAACACCGCCUAAUAUUAUAGUGCAACCGUUGUUGAUACCAGAUGCACCACAACGUAACUCAAUGACUGGUCAUGGUCAUUUGGAGGCGGGUGGAACGCCUUGCUCCUCUGGUGGACGAGUGGGACGUAAACGAAAGUUGCUGCCACCAGCACAAGAGUACAUUCAGUUCUCGCAGGAAUAUUGAGUGUGGAGUUACUGGCUAAACUCAAGCGUGAUAUCUUGAGUUUAAUUGCAGAGUACAGAAAAAUAGUUAAAAAGUUUAAAUUAAGUAUGGAAUAAGUCAAAUAGGAAGACAUUGUAUUCGGCUUCGUGCAGUAUUACUGUGUAAUACUUUUAAGUGAAGCAAUAUUGUUACAGUGCCUAAUAAGCUUCUAUGUGAAUAUGUAUUAAAUAAUUAAAUAUGAAUUUCAUAAUUUAGUUAGAUUUGAAUUUUGUUAGGUUUAAUAUUUUUUGCCACAUUUUUAUUUUGUUGAAUUAAGCAGGUCUUAUUUAAAUGAGGUAAUACUAUUUUGGUGAACUUUUAUGUUUUUAUUUAUUGGCGUUAAUUAAUAUUACAAUUAAAUACGCAUUUAAUACAAAUUACAUUUUAAAUUAAAAUAAUAUUUCGUUUGUUUGUUUUGUUUUCCCAUAGUUCGGCUAACAUUAGGCUACACUAUUCGUUUCAUAUAUGUAUGUUGUCGAGAUUUUUCUAUUCCCAUUAAUUUAGAAUAAUUUUACUAGAAAGUAAUAUAUUUUUUGCUUUUGUAAUAAAUUCUCUGGCUAAUGCUGCAUUUGGAAAGUAUCUGCAUACAAACAAUACUUGAAUUUUUUUUUAAAUUAAUACUUCCUGAUAUAAGUAUGAAAAUUAUUUCGAAAUCGAAGUAGACCGAACAUGUUUUCAUUGAAAUUUUCUUAUAAGUUUUCACACCUAAACGACUGGCCGUAUUCCCCAAGAAUAUGCACCUAUUUGGUGUAUGUAUUUUGCACGUGCGUACAUUUGACAACGUACAAUGUACACACACACACACACACACACUUGUGGCGCGCAUAAACAUUUCACGUGCAACAUAAAAAA
Messenger RNA from Bactrocera oleae (olive fruit fly), 1900 nucleotides. Its product is annotated as histone H1, gonadal. The record is from RefSeq and is a predicted model, not a curated record. Lineage: Eukaryota; Metazoa; Arthropoda; Insecta; Diptera; Tephritidae. Gene Ontology annotation, molecular function: DNA binding. Gene Ontology annotation, cellular component: nucleosome. Gene Ontology annotation, biological process: nucleosome assembly.